UAGAUGGCGCUUUCGUUUCCUCAUCGUACACGUAGAGAUCGUCGAUACGUCGAAGCGUUUGGUUAUAUUUUGUUGCGCAUGUAAUACGAUUAUACAAAUCAUUGAAAAAGAUGAAUUUGCGAAGACAUGCUCAAUUCCUUGCCAGAACGAUAUUUGUCAAGGACAAUGAUGUUGAUAAGGCAGCACGUACAUUGAAUCGUAUUCUUAAUGCUGAAGGUAUAUUUCAACAAUAUAGACUAACUAGAUACUUUGAGAGACCAACAAGGACAAGGCGAAGAAUUAAUUAUGAAAGGUGUAAAGCUAUAUAUGAUGAGGAUAUGACAAGAAAGAUAAAAUUAUUAACAAGGACGGUUAGAGAAGAAGCUUAUCCUGGUUGUUCUUAAAGAUACAUAUAAGUAUACAAUUGACUUGUAAUUAAAAUUAUCAUAUCUUUUGAUUAAAAUUAUCUGAUUCGUACACCACUAAGUAAAAGGUUGAAAAAAAGUUUGAAGAAUAUUCAUUCCUUUUAAUGACUUUAAAAAUGUCUAAUAAAACUAAUCUCAUCUUAGGUAUUAAACAAAUUAAUAAUUUAUAAUUUAUGUUGUUUACAAUUCUAUAAAAUCCAUUUUAUCAUUUAAGAUCUUAUUAUUGUAAGACGUAAUUGUACAAGCUAAAUUAACUGGGAUACACAAAAUGCAUAUUUUAUCUAUACAUUUUAUAUAUAUGUAUAUUGUUUACUUUUCUUAAUAUUAUCCAGGUCAAUAUGAUUAUGUUCAGCAUUAAUAUACUUCUAUUUGAACAUUCUGAUAGUAUUCCAAAACCAAGAGACAUUAAUAAAUAUUGUUAACUAUG
This is a messenger RNA of Vespula pensylvanica (western yellowjacket), 831 nucleotides long. It is a transcript of the gene mRpS21, whose product is annotated as 28S ribosomal protein S21, mitochondrial. Gene Ontology annotation, biological process: translation. Gene Ontology annotation, molecular function: structural constituent of ribosome. The record is from RefSeq and is a predicted model, not a curated record. The transcript is spliced from 3 exons. Gene Ontology annotation, cellular component: ribosome. Bases 111 to 383 code for a protein of 90 amino acids. NCBI's taxonomy places the organism in Eukaryota, Metazoa, Arthropoda, Insecta, Hymenoptera, Vespidae.